Molecule: messenger RNA, 8950 nt
Organism: Hypanus sabinus (Atlantic stingray)
Lineage: Eukaryota; Metazoa; Chordata; Chondrichthyes; Myliobatiformes; Dasyatidae
Product: zinc finger protein 721-like
Exons: 9
Coding region: 457-4497 (1346 amino acids)
Biological process (GO): regulation of transcription by RNA polymerase II
Cellular component (GO): nucleus
Molecular function (GO): RNA polymerase II transcription regulatory region sequence-specific DNA binding; DNA-binding transcription factor activity, RNA polymerase II-specific
Source: RefSeq, a predicted model, not a curated record
CAGAGCGCAGGCGCACGACCGACGUCGCGUCAGGAACACGCGCACUGCGGAUCUUCCACGCGGAAGCCGCUGGAAAGCAGGGCAAUACAAGCGGAAGAUGUACUGGGAGUCUCAGACCCCACAGAACGCCAUAUCUGAAUAUCAUCGCCUGUUGGAUAUGGAAGAGGCGAUACUUGUUUGUCUUCUUCCUGGAGAGAGAUUACAAAACCUCCUUGUGACAGUGAACGUGACACCUCUGAAUGGGAAUGCUCAGUAGCACCAAGCUUGGAAAUACCUUCAGACAGAGGGGAAGGACACUUCAAUCGACAGCAAGAAGAUGCCAAAUGCAUUUCCGUCGUGCGUGAGGUUACGAUUUUCAGAAAGUCAGAAAGAUUUCACACAAGGAUCGGACAAGUGAUAUCUCGGUGCAGCUGAAGACAGGCCCUUCCACUGCACCCCGAGAGGGAAGGAUUCACUAUGUCAUCUAACUCGAUACCCCAGCGGGUUCACCCCAGGGAUAAGUUGUUCACCUGCUCUGAGUGUGGGAAGGGAUUCAAUUGGCCGUCUGAACUGAUGACCCACCAGCGGGUUCACACCGGGGAGAGGCCGUUCACCUGCUCCGAUUGCGGGAAGGGGUUCACGUGCUCUUCCAACCUGCUUAAGCACCAGCGGGUGCACACUGGGGAGAGGCCGUUCACCUGCUCCCAGUGCGGGAAAGGAUUCAAUCAGUCAACCAACCUGGAGAUACACCAGCGCACUCACACCGGGGUGAGGCCGUUCACCUGCUCCGAGUGUGGGAAGGGCUUCACUCAGUCGUCCCACCUGCAGACGCACCAGCGGAUUCACACCGGGGAGAAGCCGUUCGUCUGCUCCGAGUGUGGGAAGGGAUUCACCGAGUCGUCCAGCCUGACGAGACACCAGCACGUUCACACAGGAGAGAGACCAUUCACCUGCAGCGAGUGUGGGAAGGGCUUCAUGCAGUCGUUCGAACUGAUGACCCACCAGCGAGUCCACACCGGGGAGAAGCCAUUCACCUGCUCUCAGUGCGGGAGGGGAUUCACUCAGUCAUCUGCCCUGAUGAGGCACCAACGAGUUCACACCGGGGAGAGGCUGUUCACCUGCUCUGACUGUGGGAAGGGAUUCAAAUGGCUAACGUGCCUGGUGACCCACCAGCGGAUCCACACCGGGGAGAGGCCGUUCACCUGCUCCGACUGUGGGAUCGGGUUCACCACAGUAUCUAAUCUGCUUCGACAUCAGCGUAUCCACACCGGGGAGAGACCAUUCUCCUGCUCAGAAUGCGGGAAACGCUUCAUGCAUUCAUCAGAACUUGUGACGCACCAGCGAAUCCACACCGGGGAGAGGCCGUUCACCUGCUCCGAGUGUGGGAUCGGGUUCACCACAUCGUCCAACCUGCUGAGACACCAGCGGAUCCACACCGGGGAGAGACCGUUCACCUGCUCCGAGUGUGGGAAGGGCUUCACUCAGUUACCCAAUUUACUGAGACACCAGCGGGUCCACCCUGGGGAGACGCCGUACAUCUGCCCCCAUUGUGGGAAGAAGUUUGCCCGAUUGCUAAAUCUUCAAUCACACCAGUGGGUCCACACCGGGGAGAAGCCAUUCACCUGCUCCGAGUGCGGGAAGGGAUUCACUCAAUCAUCCCAUCUGCAGAGACACCAGCAGAUGCACUCCGGGGAGAAGCCAUUAACCUAUGAGGAAGAACCAAAUCCUGGAGGGACUGGAAGGCGCAGUCUGCCACAUGGACUGCAUGGACCUACCUUUGGAGGCAACGGCAGGGGGCGCCCAUUGCAAUUUGAAGCGGCCGAGAGCGCAGGCGCAGAGACCGACGUCACGUUAGAAACAGGCGCUCUGCGCAUCUUCCAAGUGGAAGCCCCUGAAAAGCAGCACGUUCCUGCUGAAGACGGACUGCACCCUGAGAGGGAAGUGUUCACUAUGUCGUCUGACUUGGGGAGGCAACAGCCAGUUCACACCGGGGAUAAAUCAUUCACCUGCUCUGACUGUGGGAAGGGAUUUAACUGGCCGUCUGACCUGCUGAGACACCAGCGCACUCACACCGGGGAGAGGCCGUUCACCUGCUCCGAUUGCGGGAAAGGAUUUGCGUGCUCCUCCAACCUCCUCAAGCACCAGCGGGUCCACACCGGGGAGAAGCCGUUCGUCUGCUCCGAGUGCGGGAAGGGGUUCAGUCAGUCGUCCAACCUGGAGAUACACCUGCGCACUCACAGCGGCGAGAGACCGUUUACCUGCUCCGAGUGUGGGAAGGGGUUCAUUCUGUCGUCCAAGCUGGUGACUCACCGGCGGAUUCACUUCGGCGAGAGGCCGUUCACCUGCUCCGAGUGCGGGAAAGGAUUCACUGAGUCAUACAACCUGCUGACACAUCAGCAAAUUCACACCGGGGAGAGGCCGUUCGGCUGCUCCCAGUGUGGGAAACGAUUCAAACAUUCAACAGAACUGAUAAUGCACCAGCGAAUUCACACCGGAGAGAGGCCGUACAUCUGCUCUGACUGCGGGAAGGGAUUCAUCCGGAGGGCCAACCUGCUGACCCAUCAGCGGAUUCACACCGGAGAGAGGCCGUUCACCUGCUCCGUGUGCGGGAAGGGCUUCGUUCAGCUAUCCCAAAUGCAGGCACACAAGUACAUUCACACCGGGGAGAGGCCGUUCACCUGCUCUGUGUGUGGGAAGGGAUACGCACGGUCAUUCUGCCUGGCGAGACACCAGCGGGUUCACACCCAGGAGAAAGUGAGGCUGCAGACCAGCUGCACUAUUCACAGCAACGCUCGUCCUGCUGCAGAUGUGCAGCAGAGAGCGUUCGAACGCUGCUUCACUGCACAGGACAGAAACCGCACCAUGGCGGACAGGAAGGGUCCACAGUGGGAAGUCAAAGCAGCCCAGUGCAUCACCGGCACCAGGCUGCCCACACUCAGGACUUACAGGGGGCGCCCGUUGCAAAGCGAAGCGGCCCAGAGCGCAGGCGCACGACCGACGUCGCGUCAGGAACACGCGCACUGCGGAUCUUCCACGCGGAAUCGGCUGGAAAGCAGACAGACCUUUCUACUUCAUGCUGAGAGGGAAGCGUCCACUAUGUCAUCUGAUUCGAGGAGACAACAGCAGGCUCGCACCGGGGAUAAAUCGUUCUCGUGCUCUGAGUGUGGGAAGGGAUUCAAAUGGCCGUCUCACCUGCAGGUACACCAGCGGGUCCACACCGGGGAGAGGCCGUUCACCUGCUACGAGUGCGGAAAGGGGUUCAUGUGCACGUCCAGCCUGCUUAAGCACAGGCGGGCCCACACCGGGGAGAGGCCUCUGGCCUGCUCCCAGUGCGGGAAACGAUUCAGUCACUUGUCCAACCUGGAGAUCCACCGGCGCACUCACACCGGCGAGAGGCCGUUCACCUGCUCCGAGUGUGGGAAGAGCUUCGCCCAGUCGUCCCACCUGCAGAGACACCAGCAGAUUCACACCGGGGAGAAGCCAUUCAUCUGCUCCGAGUGUGGGAAGGGAUUUAGUUGGCCACAUGAUCUGCUGAGACACCAGCAGGUUCACACUGGGGAGAGGCUGUUCACCUGCUUCGAUUGUGGUAAGGGAUUCACGUGUACGUCCAGCCUACUUAAGCACCAGCGGGUGCACACUGGGGAGAGGCCGUUCACCUGCUCUGAGUGUGGACAAGCAUUUAGUCAGUUAUCCCACCUGGAGAUACACCAGCGCACUCACACCGGGGAGAAGCCAUUCAUCUGCUCCGAGUGCGGGAAGACUUUCGCAAGGGCGUCAAGCCUGCUGACCCACCAGCGACUUCACACUGGGGAGAAGCCGUUCACCUGCUCUGAGUGCGGGAAGGGCUUCACCCAGUCGUCCCACCUGCUGAUACACCAGCGGACUCACACUGGAGAGAGGCCGUACACCUGCUCCCAGUGUGGGAAGGGGUUCACAGACUCGUCCAGACUAAAGAGGCACCAACACAUUCACACUGGAGAGAGACCGUUCACCUGCUCCGAGUGCGGGAAGGGAUUCACUCAGUCCUCCCACCUGCAGACGCACAAACGAAUUCACACUGGGGAGAAGCCGUUCGUCUGCUCUGAGUGUGGGAAGGGAUUCACCGACUCGUCCAGCCUGACGAGCCACCAGCACGUUCACACCGGAGAGAAACCGUUCACCUGUUCCGUCUGCGGGAAGGGCUUCGCUGAGGCUUCCAAACUGACGAGCCACCAGCACGUUCACACUGUACAGAGACCGUUCACUUGUACUGAGUGCGGGAAGGGAUUCACUCACUCAUCCCACCUGCAGACACACCAACGCAUCCACACCGGGGAGAGGCCGUUCACCUGCUCCGAGUGCGGGAAGGGAUUCACCCGGUCUUCUCAUCUGCGGACCCACCAGCAGGUCCACACCGGGGAGAGGCCGUUCACCUGCUCCGAGUGCGGGAAGGGAUUCACCCGGUCUUCUCAUCUGCGGACCCACCAGCGGAUUCACACCAGAAGAAACUGUUCACCUUCAGUGAAUCAUCCAGCCUGAUGAGGCCCCGACACACUCACACCGGGGAGAGGCCACUCACUCGCUCCGAGAGUGAGAAGGGAUUUGCACAGUCAUCCCACCUGCAGAGACACCAGCAGAUUCACACCGGGGAGAGGCCGCUCACUCGCUCCGAGAGCGGGAAGGGAUUCGUGCAGUCGUUAAAUCUGCUCCAGCACCAGCGAGUCAGAGAAAAUCACCCAGAAGAGACUUGGAAUGGCAUUUAGCACACAAACACUUAAAUUGUUUAGUUGCCAUUGCAAAACACAUUGGGUGAUUAUUAAAACAAAGAGCAGAACAAGAUGUGAAAUAACACAAAUCCAUUAACGUCAGUCCCCUGGUCCAAACUUUACUCCAAAAGGGUGAAUUCUGCAAAACAUAAUUUGCUAAAUCUGCACUAUCUUGGAUAGUUCAUCCCAUUGUCUAAUAAUAGCUUCAUUCUGGUUAAUAACUCUAUCCCACUCUGCAGUAAAAUGAUGGACAGGUGGAAGGGUGGGAUGAAGCCCUCAGCAGAAUCAUUGAUGUAUACUUUGAGUUCAACAGGUGGUUUCACAAUUGGUUUGGGUAAUACUUGCACAAAACAUUAAUCAAACUGCAAAUUAAAGAUUCUUUCUUACAAUUUGUGCUUGAAUUAGCAAUGGAAUAAGUAUCAUUCACCAGAGCAAAUUUCAGGAAUGUCCUGUUAACGACAGGCAAAAUAAUUAGAGAACAAUCAUCAUAAGAAAUAAACCCACAAUCUGUCAACCCUUUGUUAACUAAAUCCUCUGGACAAACCCAAAAUUCACCUUUUUGAUGACAGGAAGUCAAAUUUACUCCCUAUGGGUUACUAACUAAGUGGAUUAGUAGGAGAACAUCUAAACUCCUCCUUGAUAUUUCCUGAUGUAAUGAACCUUGUGCAGCGGGAAUGUUUCUAAAUUUUUCAUCCACACGGUCCACUAUUACCAUGGACUCUGGAUAGAUCGUGCCCAUCAGGCAUCAGCUGAAUGUUCGGGGGGGGUCAGAAUCCACAGGUUGGGGUCAAGGAUCACCUAUUUGCCUUGUACAUUUACCUCAAUGGCCACUGACUGUAUGUUUGUGGUCUUCUGCUGCUAUGGUCUAUCUGCUUCAUGGUUCGAUGUGUUAUACAUUCGGAGAUGCUCUUCUGCGCUCCACUGUUGUGUGGUCACCUUCCUGUCAGCUUGAACCAGUCUGGCCAUUCUCCUCUGACCUCUCUCGGUAACAACGGAACUGUCGCUGACUGGAAUUUUUCCUUGCUUCUCACUCCAUUCUCUGUAAUCUCUGGAGACUGUUAUGCAUGAAAGUCCCGGGAGAUUUUGCAGUUUCUGAAAUGAAACUCAAGCCAACAAAUCUUCCACGGUCAAAGUCCCUUAGGUCACAGUUUUUCCCCAUUCUGAUGUUCAGUUUGAACAACUGAACGUCUUGACAGUGUCUGCAUACAUAGUGUUGCUGCCAUGUGAUUGGCUAUUGGGUGCACGUCUAUUAGCAUUUUCCUGUGGCGUUAGUCAGGGAUCAGUGUGCAACAAAAAACAACAUGGAAACACAGAAAACCUACAGCACAGUACAGGCCCUUUGGCCCACAAAGUUGUGCUGAACAUGUCCCUACCUUAAAAAUUAUUAGGGUUACCCAUAGCCCUCUAUUUUUCUAAUCUCCAUGUACCUAUCUAAAAGUCUCUUAAAAGACCCUAUCGUAUCCACCUCCACCACCGUUGCCGGCAGCUCAUUCCACACACUCACCACUCUCUGUGUAAAAAACUUACCCCUGACAUCUCCUCUGUACCUACUCCCCAGCUCCUUAAACCUGUGUCCUCUUGUGGCAACCAUUUCAGCCCUGGGGAAAAGCCUCUGACUAUCCACACGAUCAAUGCCCCUCAUCAUCUUGUACACCUCUAUCAGGUCACCUCUCAUCAAGUCAACACUUCAGUAAUUAUAAAGAAUUGUAUAAAAAUAAAAUUGAAGGUUAAAGGAUGAAUUAUGUAUUGAAAUAUGCAAAAAUACUUAAAUGCCAGCAUAAAUUUACUGUUUAAGUGUUACUAUAAAAUGCACUUUAAAGUGCAGUGGUAAAUAGAGUGGUACGUAAGAGAUUUUGGAGAUUUCAUGGUUUUGUUUUAAUAGCAUUAUAGCACUUUGCAGAAGGGAGCUUUUCAAAAAAGUAAUCUGCAUGCUGGGUCGUGUCAGCAGUGAAUUUACCAACCUGCUUCUUUAUGCUGGACACAUACGAGGCCUGCGAUGAUGGUAGGCCUUUUCUGGUGACCUGACUGUUUGCUGUAGUUUCCUAUUUUGUGAGAGGUUUCUGCUCCAAGCCAGGCAGUAAUGGCUGAUGCGAGGAUGCUCUCUGUGAUGUCAGAGUAGAAUUGCACCUGUACGUCUGGGGAAGAUGGAAUUUUACCAACUGCCUCCAGUGGCAGAGGGGCUUCUGGCACCGGUGAGGGGAGGGGCCUGUGCUGCUCCUGGACAAGGGUGGGACAGUGAGUCAACUACACCUUCCACCUCUGAUCAACGAGUCUCUUUUGCAGAACUUGCUCCCUGUGACCAACUCAGCAGAACAAAGUUCAGGUUUCCCAGAAAGCUUGCGAUUUGAAAAAGAAUCUGUAAAGAUUUUUGAUGGCAUUCCUAGCUGUGUCAUGAUUGUGGGUAUACUCAAAGUUCAAAAUAAAAUUUAUCGUCUGAGUACAUACACGUCACCACAUACAGCCCUGAGAUCCUUUUUCUGCGGGAACACUUAGCAAAUCUACAGAACAGUAACUGUGAACGGGGUUAAAUAUCAGGAGGACUUCGCUGGACCAUUUGUGGGCUCACAUUUCUUGGUAGUAAUCAGUGAAGCUACAGAGUGGCCAGGAAUGUUCCCAAUCCUCUCCUCUACAGCCCCACACACUGUUGAUGUAUUGAGAAGCACAGUCGCAAGGCUGGUACUCCAGGGCACUUAGUGAUCAUGGACCACACUUUGUGGCGGAAGAGUGUCAGCCUUUCCUAAUGGAUGGAAUAAGACAUAUUACAUCUGCACCGUAGCAACCAGCUACACGUGCUCAUUGGUGGACAGGAGCUGAAAGAACAUACUGCCAGCAGAGCACUAAUAGAGAAUCAGAACAGAAACAGCUGAUUCCAUUUUAAUUAGUUUGUUGUUCACUUCAAAAUGCACCACAAGUUUGAGAGGAGAUUCUGCAGAUCCCUAAAUCUUGAGCAAUACACAAUCAGGAACCACAAAAGUACACUGCAGAUGCUGUGGUCAAAUCUAGGAGACAGAGUGAAGCUGGGAUGGGGGAAGGGAGAGGGAGGGAAUUACCGGAGGUUGGAGAAUACGAUAUUCAUACCAAGGGGCUGGACACUACACAAUCAGGAACGCUAUCCAAUGCCUCUACUGAUGCAUCUAUAAAUAUGUCCUUCUAUAGAUAUGUAGUAGGGAGCAUCCUGACAUGUGCAUGGUACAGAAACUGGGUUGUGGUGGAGAAGAAAUCUACAGAACUGGGAUUCAAAACUCAGUCCCUUUGGGGAAUGAAAGGGUCUCCAGUUUCAUUUCCAACCUCCGCCAGCAGGGGGCACCCGGUGUAAUUUGAAGCGGCCCAGAGCGCAGGCGCACGACCGACGUCGCGUCCGAAACACGGGCACUGCGGAUCUUCCAGGUGAAGCCCCUGGAAAACAGGUAGGGGCAAAGCGUCGGGCCGUGGGAUGUUUCAGCGCUGAGGCUGAAUCCGGGGGACACUCGGUCCAAUUCCAGUAAAACCCGCGGGUCGCCGCACCGGGACGGCGCCAUCUUACCGCGGCCCGCGCCGCUGUGGCGGUUUUGUCCUGCCAACAUGGUCCAGGAUGCAUUGCGGUGAAUGUCGCGCAUGCGCGUUUUGCAGCGACGCCAUGUUUGUAGUUUCUGAGCAUCACAAUGCUGGAGGAGCUCGGCAGGUCAGGCAGCGUCUCGACGUUUCGGGCUGAGACCCCUCUUCAGGCCUGGAAAGCAAGGGGGAAGACUCCAGAAUAAAAAGGUGGGGGGCAGAGGGGAGAGGAAGGUGCACAAACUCGAAGGAUUUUAAAAAAUAUUUCUUAUUGACCAGAAACAAAAACACUAAACAUAUGCUAACAAACUCAGGGAAUCGCACACAAGCAACAACAAAUAUAUAACUAUUAACUUCAAAUACACAAAUAAAAGAGAAAAUCCACUCUAAAUACUGUUGGACAGAAGGGGCCAUGUGUAAAAGGAGUCACAAAACAAAAACAUUUGGAGAAAUAACCCGAACUGUUGACAGAUUUGUACAGCUUUCUGCUUAUGGGAAGUUUUCAGAGUAUUAAUAUACAGUUUGAAGUCUGACAUAAAAAAUAUAAAUGCAGGUUUCUUAUUACUGGAUUUGCAUUCAUGGAUAUAAAAUUUGCUGUAAAUUAACAAAAGAUUUAUGAUAAAACAAUGAUCCCUAUGGGAUUUGGUAUUAUCAGUAAACCCAAUUAAAACAUUUUCAAAACAAAAAGUAAAAUC